AUGACGACGACUUCAAGGGCUUGGCAGGUUCCCUUGACUGCUGACCAAAAAGCUGGCUUAGAUAGGUCGAUUAUUGAAUAUAUAACAUGGCAUUAUAAAACAGGAGAUAACAAAUCAAAUAUAGGGAAAGAUGAUAUGUUGGAGAGUCUCCAUAAGCUAUUUGACCUUCCCAGUGACCCAAAUGGACAGAAAAAGGAUAAUAUUCAGCUAUUGUUGCCCAGAAAAUGGAAUUCUAUCGUUCAAUUGCAAAAGAAGAUAAUGCAAUUAGAGAAAAGUUGUGAUGAGUUAACUACUCAGGUAAGUACAUUGAAGCAAAGUUACGGUAGCAAUGGUCAAGAUGUUGACCUACAAAAUAUAACAGAGACAUUGAGCAAAAAUUGGAUACCUAAAAAUUCACCUUUUACUUCAAUUUCAACUGAAUCUCCAGUUACAGCAACUAAAUUGCAUCCCACAUUACCUAUUUCGUUCAUCACUACUGAGCAUGGUAAGCUCUAUGCAUAUGACCUGAUGGAUUCUUCACUUCCGUUGGCAUCCAUCCAGGCACAUACGAGAAGUAUAACAUCCAUAGACAUACUAUUAGUACCGAAGGAUGGUAGUAACAGUUCCAAUGAUACAGCUACGUACCAAACACUGAUUGCAACCAGUGCAAAGGAUCUACAAAUACAUAUCUAUGAGUUUAUCCCACAGACAAAUAAGAUAUCUCUUCUCAGAUCUUUGUUGGGGCACGAUCAUAUUAUUUCACAAAUAAAAUUUAUCAAAAACACACAACACAUAGACCCUUUGCUUGUGUCCUGCUCAAGAGACACAACAAUUAAAGUUUGGAACACCAAAAAUGGAUUCUGUCUCAAAUCUAUAAAAGCUCAUAAUGAGUGGAUCCGGUCUAUUGACGUGCUUGGGGAUUACAUCCUGUCAGGGUCUCAUGACACAACUAUUCGUCUAACUCAUUGGCCGUCAGGAAACGGUUUGUCAAUGGGUACAGGCCACUCCUUCCCGGUAGAAUGUGUGAAACUGAUACCGUUUGAUGAUGCCAAUAUAGCAGAUGAAUCAGAGGAUACUAUCAACAGUGAUGAAGAAUACAGGAAAUUGGGGUUUAAAUAUUGUGCGUCAGGUUCAAGAGACGAUACAAUCAAAAUUUGGGAGAUUCCGCUACCGAGGUUUCCUACCAAUAGACCACCAAUUCCCCAUCAAAAUAAUAUUCUUAACAAAUUUAAAAAUAAAUAUACACUGGUGGGCCAUUCGUCGUGGAUUAGGGAUAUUAAGCUAAAUCAUAACUCUAAUUUAUUGUUUUCAUGUAGCGACGAUAAGUCAAUUAGAUGUUGGGAUAUUAAAAAUGGGGGCAAAUGUAUAAAAGUCUGGAAAGAUAUUCAUGCAGGGUUUAUAAAUUGUCUCGAUUUAGAUUCAGCCUCGGAUACAAAAAAAUUCAAUUUAAAGAGACAAAUACUAGUUAGUGGCGGAUUGGACUGUAAAUGUAAUAUUCUAAUGAAAUAA
This is a messenger RNA of Kazachstania africana CBS 2517, 1488 nucleotides long. RefSeq names its product Pac1p (gene PAC1). Gene Ontology annotation, molecular function: protein binding. NCBI's taxonomy places the organism in Eukaryota, Fungi, Ascomycota, Saccharomycetes, Saccharomycetales, Saccharomycetaceae. The coding region runs from base 1 to 1488 and encodes 495 amino acids. The record is from RefSeq and is a predicted model, not a curated record. The transcript has a single exon.